AUGGCUCACCAGGCGUCCUUCUCCACUGUGAACCCACCGACACUCAGCCUCACUCCCGAUCUCUACCAAAAGCUCAUGAAUUUGCUCAGCCCCUCAAACCCAAAGGCCAAUUUCGUGGGUAACGUUCCUGAUUCUCUCUCUUCUGCUCAAGGUCGAACAUGGGUCAUCGAUAGUGGAGCUAGCCACCACAUGUGCCAUGAUCAGACCCUCUUCUCUGAAAUUUCAUCUCCUUCGCAUGCUCCAAAUGAUUACGUUUGUCUGACCAUACAUACGGAGUCCACUGCAUCCUCAUCAGCUGCAUCGGCUUCAGGUUUUACUCAAUCUCAGGCAGACCACUCCUUAUUUAGUCUUAUUACUCAUACCAGCAUCACUAUUGUCCUCGUUUAUAUUGAUGACAUCUUAGUUGCUGGCAUAUUCCUCAACCAACGCAAGUACACACUUGAUAUCUUGACUGAUAGUGGUCAACUUGGUGCCCGUACUGCUCACUUUCCCAUGGAACAAAAUUUGAAGCUCACAGACCGUGAUGGCUCCCUCCUCACCGACCCUGUCAGUUCAUGCAUGCUCCUCGAGAUCCACACAUGCAGGUUGCCAUCCGUGUUCUUCGCUAUCUCAAAGGCAGUCCCGGUCAAGGCAUCUUUUUCUCAUCAUCUAGCAAUUUGCAUGUUACUGCACGAGCCCCAUUUCUUUGUGAACAAAAAAAAGAUGACAGUGGCACGUUCCUCUGCUGAAGCCGAAUAUCGCGCCAUGACAGUCACUACUUGCGAACUCACCUGGCUGAAACAGCUCCUCACAGAUCUUGGUAUCUCUCAUUCUGAGCCUAUCAGUCUUUAUUGUGACAAUCAAUCUACUCUACACAUCGCUCACAACCCUGUCUUUCAUGAGCACACCAAACACAUUGAGAUUGACUGUCACAUUGUUUGUGAUAAAAUUCGGGCAAGCUUCCUUACAGCCGUUCACACCUCUUCUCAUGAGCAACUUGCAAACAUUUUCACCAAAGCUUUGGGACAGGACCUUUUUCACCACUUUCUCCACAAGUUGGGCAUUAUGGAUCUCUAUGUACCAACUUGA
Juglans microcarpa x Juglans regia is the source of this 1068-nucleotide messenger RNA. RefSeq lists its product as uncharacterized. The transcript is spliced from 5 exons. Lineage: Eukaryota; Viridiplantae; Streptophyta; Magnoliopsida; Fagales; Juglandaceae. The record is from RefSeq and is a predicted model, not a curated record. Bases 1 to 1068 code for a protein of 355 amino acids.